Messenger RNA from Blastomyces dermatitidis ER-3, 2442 nucleotides. RefSeq names its product AP-3 adaptor complex subunit beta. The coding region runs from base 1 to 2442 and encodes 813 amino acids. The transcript has 3 exons. The record is from RefSeq and is a predicted model, not a curated record. Gene Ontology annotation, biological process: vesicle-mediated transport; intracellular protein transport. Gene Ontology annotation, cellular component: AP-3 adaptor complex; membrane coat. Lineage: Eukaryota; Fungi; Ascomycota; Eurotiomycetes; Onygenales; Ajellomycetaceae.
AUGGAGUCGAUCUCGCGCAUUUCCUCCAUGCUGGAAACAGCUCGGGAGCUCACAAUCGAAGCCGCUCAAAGCGCCAGCAGUUCCCGGGGCGCUUUCAAAUCAAACUCACCAUACCGCCAUAUCUCGUUUUCGCAGAUCAAGAAGCUCCUCGACAGCAGGAGUGAUCGGGAUAUACUGGACGGGUUGCGGAAAGUCAUAGCUUUAAUGUAUAGAGGCGAACCAUGUCUACCCUUUUUCUCCUCAGUUGUGAAGAACGUCGCGAACCCAAAUAUCGAGGUGAAGAAACUAGUCUACAUCUACCUACUUCACCAUGCCGAGUCCGAACCGGAUCUCGCACUCCUCUCUAUCAACGCCAUUCAAAAAUCAUUGACGGAUCAGAAUCCUCAAGUGCGCGCCAUGGCUUUGCGGACAAUGUCGGGGAUCAGGGUUCCCGUUAUUAACCAGAUCGUGUCGUUGGCCAUUAAACGUGGUUGUGGAGAUAUGAGUCCUCAUGUGCGCAAAGCUGCAGCACUAGCCAUUCCAAAAUGCUAUAGACUAGAUCCAUCCACGUUGCCUCAGCUUUUGGAAUAUCUAUCUACACUCCUAGGCGACAGUCAGUACUUCGUCGUGGGACCUGCAGUAUCGUCCUUUCUCGAGGUGUGCCCUGACAGGAUUGAUUUGAUACACAAACAUUAUCGCAGCCUGGUGAGGAAGCUGGUGGAUAUGGAUGAAUGGGGCCAGCUUGCGACCCUACGGCUGAUGACAGUAUAUGCCAGAAAAUGCUUUCCUAGGAGGACAGAAAGAAUAAGGGUAUCCAACCCCAAGGGUUUUUAUGGAGAUGAAGAUGAAGGGAAUGCGGAACCCGAGGAGUUCGGCAAGGAGAUUCAGGUAGUCGACCCAGAUCUUGAUCUCCUGCUAAAAGCGUGCAAACCUCUGCUUCAAAGUCGGAAUUCCGCCGUCAUCGUGAGCGUCGUCCGCCUCUUUCUAUACGUAGGAACGCCCACAUACCUCAAUACUGCAGUUGGGCCAUUAAUUGCCCUAUUGCGGGGUCCGCAGGAUACUCAACAUGUGGCGCUAUACAACAUCAUAUGCAUUGCACUCGUCGACCCCAAGCCUUUCUUGAAAUACGCUUCGCAUUUUCUAAUUCGCUCGUCCGAUGUUCCGCAUAUAUGGAGGUUAAAGCUAGAGAUCUUGACCUUACUAUUCCCACACUGUGGGCUGCACCUUAAAGGCAUCAUUGUUAGUGAAUUGGAGCAUUUUUCACAUGGAUCCCAACCUGACCUCGUUCGAGAAAGUGUAAGGGCAAUCGGGAGAUGUGCUCAAAGUGACGCGACCACGUCAGCGCGGUGCCUUCGAGUUCUCCUGGGCCAGAUAUCCAGCGCAGACGAUAAUCUUGUGUCAGAGGCCUUAACCGUCAUUAGGCAUCUUAUCCAGCAGGAUCCUGCAUCACAUAAAAACACAGUCGUCAUGCUAGCUAAACACCUAGACACAACAACUAGCCCUGAUGCACGGGCCAGCAUCAUAUGGUUAGUGGGAGAGUUUGCGGGCAUUGACGUGGGCAAUAAUAUUGCUCCGGAUGUCCUGCGGAUUCUCGCCAAAGGGUUCGCAGAUGAAUCCGAAGCGUCAAAGCAGCAAAUUGUCCUUCUAGGCGCGAAGGUUUACCUCCAUCACCUCCUAAAUAUCGCCGAAACAGCUAAAAAUACGGCCGAUGAUAAUAAUGAUGUAAACCACGGCUAUGACCAUGAUGGCCCCUCACACCCUCCUUUCCAAGAAGGACAAAAAGAAGAAGACCCCAUGGUAGUCUUAUGGCAGUAUAUCCUCCUCCUAGCCCGCUAUGAUACCUCCUACGACCUCCGCGAUCGCGCCCGCCUCUACAAAUCUUUACUCGCAGUUCCGAGCUCCACACAACUCGCUAGCCUCCUCCUCCUUGCCCCGAAACCAGUCCCCUUUACUCCUUCCCCAUCCGAAACGCGCAAGGGCCUGCUCCUCGGCACAUCUACGCUGGUCAUAGGGCCGGAUGCCGGUAUCCAUGGUUUGCGUGGCUAUGAACCUCUUCCGGACUGGGUCGAGGCUGGAAAAGAGCCUGAUCCCAAACUACGCGACGAUAGUGCCAGCAGCAGAGCUGGGUUUGUUGAGAAGGUGAAUUUGACGGCUGGCGAGAGGUUGGAUCAUGCACUCAGGGAGCAUGAUGUUGAUACGGGGAGGGUUAGGCAGAAUGGGACUGCAAUGGGGAAUGGGAAGAAGACGUUGGAUGAUUGGCUUGCGGAAGAGGAGAGUGAGGAGAGCGAGGAAGAUGAGGAGGACGAAGAAGGAAGUACGGAAUAUGAGAGCGAGGAGAGUGAAGAAUCGGAGGAGGAAUCAGAGGAGGAGAGCCAAAAGGGAGAGGACGAGCUAGGGGAUGAGUAUGAAGAAGAUGACGAGCAUACGGGUUCGGAUGAUGAAAAAGCCGCUCUGGUACGAUGA